AUGACUUCGCUCGGAACCUGGCUUUGGGGCUCCUCCCAGCUCGACGAGGCUGUCGAUAAAGCGACGAGCGAGCUACUUCCCGCCGGAACGGAGGACAUCGCGCUGAACCUCGAGAUCUGCGACCAGAUCCGCUCAAAGUCCGUCCAGCCCAAAGACGCAGCGCGCGCCCUCAAGCGGCGGCUGAACCACAAGAACCCGAACGUGCAGCUCCUCGCGCUGGGACUGACGGACGUGUGCGUGAAGAACGGCGGCGACCAUUUCCUGGUCGAGGUCGCCAGCCGCGAGUUCAUGGACAACCUCUCGUCACUGCUACGCUCGCCCAGUAUCAACGGACAAGUCAAGUCCAAGCUGCUUAGAUUUAUCCAGAACUGGGCGCUGGCGUUCGGGCAGAAGCCGCAGCUGGCGUACGCGGGCACAGUGUACCGCGAGCUCAAGCGCGACGGGUUCGACUUUCCGCCCGAGGACCCGGCGUCGCUGUCGACGGCCAUGGUCGACACCGCCACCGCGCCGGAGUGGAUCGACAGCGAGGUGUGCCUAAGGUGCAGGGACGCGUUCAGCUUUACGAACAGGAAGCACCACUGCAGGAACUGCGGGCGCGUGUUCGACCAUAAGUGCUCGGCGAAGAGCCUGCCGCUGCCCCAUUUUGGCGUCGCGCAGGAGGUCAGGGUGUGUGAUGGGUGUUAUAAGGAUUUGACGAAGAGUAAGGCUGGGGAGGGGAGCGGGAGUAAGGGACAUGCGCAUGGACAUCGGAGUAGUAAGAGUGUCCCCGGCGGGAGCUCGAGGAAGAGCGCGAGGGCGUAUGAGGACGCGGAGCUCCAGCGCGCUAUUGCUCUUUCGCUCCAAGAGACCUCUGCGCGCGGCGAGCACGGUCGGCCAGGAUACGUGCCCUACCAGCCUCAGUACGCCGCAUCCGAACCGCCUCUGGCAGCGGGAGACGACGAAGACGCAGACAUGAAAGCAGCGAUCGAAGCUUCCCUCCGCGAAUCGUCCGCCCCGCGUCCCUCAGCACCACUUGAAACGCCCCGCGCCGAGGCCCCAUCAUUCAACUACGGCUACGCUAAUGGGACAUCUCAAUCGUACCCGCCGUACUCAUCUUCUACCACGCCUACGCCGUACGCGCCAUAUGGAGCAGGAGCUCAAGCGGCGCCGGUACCGACGAGUCCGAACGAGCUGAGCCCGUUGGAGGCGGAUACGAUUAUGACGUUCUCGCAGACGGUUGAGACGCUCGCUGCGCAGGGUGGGCGCGAUCUGGGGAGGUAUCCGGCGCUGGGAGAGUUGAGGGAGAAGGCGGCGGGGUUGAGGCCGAAGAUGGCUGUGGGGCUCGAAGACGCCGGUCGGAAAGAGGACUUGUUGGCGGAAAUGAACGAUAAACUGGCACAAGCUGUCAAGCUGUACGACUCGCUUUUGACGGAACAGCUGUCCCGCCCAAGGCACUCGUAUGUACCGCAAUAUGGUCAACCACAGCAGGCGUACGGUCAACCGCAACAGCAGACGGCGUAUGGCCAGCCGCAACAUCAGGCCUAUGGACAACCCGCGUACGGCCAGCAGCAGCCAAUACAGCCCCAGCAGACGGGUUACCAGCCGUCGUACACCCCAGCUCCGCCACAGCAGCAACAGGCCUACGCUCCGCAGCGCCAGCCGACGCAGCCGUAUACGCCGCUUCAGCCGCAGCUUACUGGUCUUCAGCAGCAGUACCCGCAGCACGUCGCGUCGCCACCACCUCUGCAGCAACAGCAAUCAUACGCCCCGCCACCUCCGCAACAGCAACAGGCAUACGCCCCACCGCCGCCACCGGCCCAACAACAACUCACAUCAUCGCCUCCGCCCUCUCAACCCUCUUACGCGCCCCAAUCAUUCGCACCACCGCCUCCCCAACCGUUCGCGCCGCAGCCGCCGCAGCCCGUCAUGUCACCGCCGCCGGUCCAGUCGUCGCCUGUACAGUCGUUCGUGCCGUCCGCCCCACCGCAGACACAGGCUUAUGCGCCGAGCGCGCCGCCGCCUGUUAUGUCGCCGCCGCCUGCGUCUGUCGUAUCGCCUCAGCAGCAGUCGUGGCAGCAGCAAUCGUAUGCACCGUCCGCACCGCAGUCGUACGCACCACCGCCGCCCGCCCAACAACAACAACAGCAGCAACAACCGACCUACGCCCCUCCGCCUCAGCAGCAGCAAUACCAGCAGCCACAACAGCAAUACCAACAGCCCCAAGCCAUGCCCGUGUUCCCGUCUGCGCCGACGACGGUGCCUGUGCCGACGUAUUCGGCGCCGGUGGUGCAGCAGAGGGAGGUUGCGUUGAUUGAGCUUUAG
This is a messenger RNA of Peniophora sp. CBMAI 1063, 2301 nucleotides long. Lineage: Eukaryota; Fungi; Basidiomycota; Agaricomycetes; Russulales; Peniophoraceae. The record is from the annotation of a GenBank genome assembly.